Diabrotica virgifera virgifera (western corn rootworm) is the source of this 2329-nucleotide messenger RNA. Its product is annotated as zinc finger protein 664-like. Gene Ontology annotation, molecular function: DNA-binding transcription factor activity, RNA polymerase II-specific; RNA polymerase II cis-regulatory region sequence-specific DNA binding; protein binding. Bases 252 to 2078 code for a protein of 608 amino acids. Gene Ontology annotation, biological process: regulation of immune system process; regulation of cytokine production; negative regulation of transcription by RNA polymerase II. The record is from RefSeq and is a predicted model, not a curated record. The transcript has 4 exons. Lineage: Eukaryota; Metazoa; Arthropoda; Insecta; Coleoptera; Chrysomelidae.
AUUAUUCAAUAUGGUGGUAAAUGUUAUCAACGAAUGUAAUAUUUUAUAUUUCCAUUGUAUUUCUUUUCUGAAGUUUGUGAUAAAGAUAAAAUAUGAUACUGAAAUAUAGCCAAGGCCAAAGGUAUCUUCUAAAGUGAUUUGUUUUGUUUAAACAUAAAACCGAGGUCGCAAAUAAAAUUAAAUUGAAUAAUACAGACGUAAAACAAGAAGCUAGUCUUCAGUAAUAAUAAUAGUGAGCAAACUUUGAUAAAAUGGAAACAGAUAUUAAGAUUGAGGCCUAUGAAAGUCCUUUGGAUGUUUUCAAAAUCGAAAUCAAGGAAGAACCUAAAACAGAAAGGGCACAGGACGCUUUUGAUUAUUUAGACUCCAAUGCUGUAAAUAAUACUGAACUAGAACAAGAUGAAUUUAAAUUUAAACCAUUUGACAAAGAGCAAAUAAAAAAUGAAGAAGGAUAUCUCCAAGAGGAAAACAAAAUGCUAAUUAUGGAGACACUAGUUGAACAUUCGCCUUCCGAAGAAAAUUAUAUGAGUCGACAUGCUGAAGGAAAAACAUCAAAUGAAGGAUAUCUCCAAGAGGAAAACAAAAUGCAAAUUAUGGAGACACUAGUUGAACAUUCGCCUUCCGAAGAAAAUUAUACGAGUCGAUAUGCUGAAGGAAAAACAUCAAAUGAAGGUUAUCUCCAAGAGGAAAACAAAAUGCAAAUGAAUGAGACACUAGUUGAACAUUCGUCUUCCGAAGAAAAUGAUAUGAGUCGACAUGCUGAAGGAAAAACAUUAAAUGAAAAUAUGGAAGUGGUGACUGAAAUAAAACCUUACAAGUGCGAAAUUUGUUUAAAACGGUUUAUUUAUACAAGUGUAUUGAAAAUACAUUUGAGAGUGCAUUUUGGAGAAAAACCUUACAAGUGCGAAACUUGUUUAAAACAGUUUAGUACUAGAGGUAAUCUGACACAACAUUUAAGAUUGCACACUGGCGAAAAACCUUACAAGUGUGAAAUUUGUUUUAAACAUUUUAGUGCAGCAGGUAAAUUGAAAAGACAUUUGAGAGUGCAUACUGGUGAAAAUCCUUACAAGUGUGAAAUUUGUUUUAAACAUUUUAGGGAAGCAGAUAGAUUGAAAACACAUUUGAGAGUGCACACUGGGGAAAAACCUCACAAGUGUGAAAUUUGUUUAAAACAGUUUGGUACUAGAGGUAAUCUGACACAACAUUUAAGAGUGCACGCUGGCGAAAAACCUUACAAGUGCGAAAUUUGUUUUAAACAAUUUAGGGACGCAGAUAUAUUGAAAAGACAUUUGAGACUGCAUACUGGAGAAAAACCUUACAAGUGCGAAACUUGUUUAAAGCAGUUUAGUACUAGAGGUAAUCUGACACAACAUUUAAGAGUGCACGCUGGCGAAAAACCUUACAAGUGCGAAAUUUGUUUUAAACAAUUUAGGGACGCAUAUAUAUUGAAAAGACAUUUGAGACUGCAUACUGGAGAAAAACCUUACAAGUGCGAAAUUUGUUUAAAGCAGUUUAGUAGUAGAGGUAAUCUGACACAACAUUUAAGAGUGCACGCUGGCGGCGAAGAACCUUAUACGUGUGAAAUUUGUUUUAAACAAUUUAGGGACGCAGAUAUAUUGAAAAGACAUUUGAGACUGCAUACUGGAGAAAAACCUUACAAGUGCGAAACUUGUUUAAAGCAGUUUAGUACUAGAGGUAAUCUGACACAACAUUUAAGUUUGCACACUGGCGAAAAAUCUUACAAGUGUGAAAUUUGUUUUAAAAAAUUUAGGGAAGGAAGUAAACUGAAAAGACAUUUGAGAGUGCAUACUGGUGAAAAUCCUUACAAGUGUGAAAUUUGUUUUAAACAUUUUAGGGAAGCAGGUUCAUUGAAAAGACAUUUGAGAGUGCACACUGGGGAAAAACCUUACAAGUGUGAAAUUUGUUUUAAACAAUUUAGUCGAGCAUGUCAUUUGAAAGGACAUUUGAGAGUGCACACUGGAGAAAAACCUUAUACAUGUGAAAUUUGUUUUAAACAAUUUAAUCAAAGUAGUACUUUAAAAACACAUUUAACAAUACACACGCGAAAAAAACCUUAGGCCCGACUGUACAUUGGUGGCUUAAGCCAUCGCUUAGUUGAAUCGGGUUCAAUUUUGAGGGUCGGUUUAAUAGGCUAUUGAAUAUGUUCAAAAUAAGAGAGCUAAAAGGAACUACAACGUUAACGGGAUUUUAUUGUCUCAUAUGGUCAAUGGACCUCAAAAUUUGAAAAAACCACGGAGUGCUACCAUUUAAAUGGGUGCGUUUUUGAGAAAGGGGUGAAUUAGUCCCUAGGCACGGGGUGAAUUAGGGU